Messenger RNA from Balaenoptera ricei (Rice's whale), 1116 nucleotides. It is a transcript of the gene PDCD6, whose product is annotated as programmed cell death 6. The transcript is spliced from 6 exons. The coding region runs from base 80 to 649 and encodes 189 amino acids. The record is from RefSeq and is a predicted model, not a curated record. Lineage: Eukaryota; Metazoa; Chordata; Mammalia; Artiodactyla; Balaenopteridae. Gene Ontology annotation, molecular function: calcium ion binding.
GCCCCGGUCUAGGCGGAAGUGGAGCCGCCCGGAGCCAUCCGUGUCCCAGGAGCGCCUCAGCCCAGCUGCGCCUCGGCCCAUGGCCGCCUACCCGUACCGCCCGGGCCCCGGGGCUGGCCCUUCCGCGGGCGCCGCGCUGCCGGACCAGAGCUUCCUGUGGAAUGUCUUCCAGAGGGUUGACAAAGACAGGAGCGGUGUGAUAUCCGACAACGAGCUUCAGCAAGCACUAUCCAAUGGCACCUGGACUCCGUUUAAUCCAGUGACGGUCCGGUCGAUCAUAUCCAUGUUUGACAGAGAGAACAAGGCCGGCGUGAACUUCAGCGAGUUCACCGGUGUCUGGAAGUACAUCACGGACUGGCAGAACGUCUUCCGCACCUACGACAGGGACAACUCGGGCAUGAUCGACAAGAACGAGCUCAAGCAAGCCCUCUCAGGUUUUGGGUACCGGCUCUCUGACCAGUUUCACGACACCCUCAUUCGGAAGUUCGACAGACAAGGACGGGGGCAGAUCGCCUUUGACGACUUCAUCCAGGGCUGCAUCGUCUUGCAGAGGUUGACAGAUAUAUUCAGACGCUACGACACGGAUCAGGACGGCUGGAUUCAGGUGUCAUAUGAACAGUAUCUUUCCAUGGUCUUCAGCAUCGUAUGACACUGGCCUUCUGCAAAUACCAACGGGACUUACGGAAAAAAAGACUGAAAAUGCCAAAUCUCUCACCUGUAACGAAAUGGUACGCAGAUGAGUUAGAUACUGCUUUUCCUUUAGAUUUUGUAUAAUUACUCCUUGGGGACCAGUACAUAUGUGGAUAAGCGGGUUGAUGUUUUGCAGUUGUAACGGUAGUUACGUCAUUACUUAGGUUCACACAUUUGAUUUGAGGCUGUUUAAUUGUGCCAUGAGGUAAGAUAUAAUAAUGUUACAGGGACUCUGCUUGCAAAAAACUCAUCAUGUGCUUUUCUAGAUAGCUCCAGUUCUAGAGUGGAAAUACUUUAUUAGCCAAUAGGAAUUUUAAAUAAUACGGAACUUGCACAGAAGGCUGCUCACGUGCCUUACUUUUUAAGGGGGUUUAUUGUGUUCAUUGGAAUAUGCAGCGUAAGCAAUAAAGCACAUGUGCCCUUGUC